Messenger RNA from Apaloderma vittatum (bar-tailed trogon), 1339 nucleotides. Its product is annotated as cadherin-20. The transcript has 8 exons. The annotation marks the transcript as partial. NCBI's taxonomy places the organism in Eukaryota, Metazoa, Chordata, Aves, Trogoniformes, Trogonidae. The record is from RefSeq and is a predicted model, not a curated record. Gene Ontology annotation, biological process: cell morphogenesis; adherens junction organization; cell-cell junction assembly. Gene Ontology annotation, cellular component: catenin complex; plasma membrane; adherens junction. Gene Ontology annotation, molecular function: calcium ion binding; cadherin binding.
CCCCCAGCGUGGGUGCCGAAGGACCCGAGCAAAGCCCGUGGGUUUCUGUCGGUUUGCCUCCAGGACUGCAUCAUAGGGACGCUGGAAAACUUGCCUUCAGGCUUAAUCAGAACUGCUCUAAUGAACAUGGACCGAGAAGCAAAAGAAUAUUAUGAAGUGAUUAUCCAGGCCAAGGAUAUGGGGGGACAGCUGGGAGGAUUAGCUGGAACAACCACAGUCAACAUCACCCUCUCUGACGUCAAUGACAAUCCACCCAGAUUUCCACAGAAGCAUUAUCAGAUGAGUGUGCUGGAGUCAGCUCCCAUCAGCUCCACCGUGGGCCGCGUGGUUGCCAAAGACCUGGACGAAGGCAUUAACGCGGAGAUGAAAUACAGCCUUGUGGAUGGAGAUGGACUGGAUGUCUUUGAUAUUAACACUGAUCCUAACUACCAAGUUGGCAUCAUAACUGUGAGAAAGCCUUUAAGUUUUGAGAGCAAGAAAAGCUAUACUUUGAAAGUAGAGGGUGCCAACCCCCACCUGGAAAUGCGGUUCCUGAACCUCGGUCCGUUCCGUGACACCACCACUGUCCAUAUCAGCGUGGAAGAUGUGGAUGAACCUCCCGUGUUCGAGCCCAGCUUCUACUUUGUGGAAGUGCCCGAGGACGUGGAGAUUGGAACCACCAUACAGAUCAUUUCUGCCAAGGACCCAGAUGUGACCAAUAACUCCAUCAGAUACUCGAUUGACAGGAGCAGUGAUCCAGGAAGGUUCUUUUAUGUCGACAUCACCUCAGGAGCACUGAUGACGGCAAGACCUCUUGACCGGGAGGAUGUUUCUUGGCACAACAUCACUGUGCUGGCCAUGGAGCUGAACAACCCCAUGCAGGUGGGCAGCGUCUCCGUAAUGGUGAAAGUCCUGGAUGUGAAUGACAACGCGCCGGAAUUUGCAAGGUUUUAUGAAGCUUUUGUCUGUGAAAACGCCAAAGCAGGGCAGCUGAUCCAGACAGUGAGUGCCAUUGACAGGGAUGACCCACAGGAGGGUCAGCAUUUCUACUACAGCCUGGCUCCAGAGGCGGCCAACAACCCCAACUUUACUCUAAGGGAUAAUCAAGACAAUACGGCGUGGAUUUUGACAAGGCGCUCUGGCUUCAGACAACGUGAGCAGAACACCUUCUACCUCCCUAUCCUGAUCAGUGACAACGGCCGCCCCAUGCUGAGCAGCACGGGCACGCUGACCGUGCACAUCUGCAGCUGCGACAAUGACGGCCUGGUGAUGUCCUGCAACGCAGAGGCCUAUGUCCUCCCCGUCAGCCUGAGUAGAGGGGCACUUAUUGCAAUCCUUGCCUGCAUCUUUGUCCUGCUAG